Messenger RNA from Strongylus vulgaris, 480 nucleotides. The record is from the annotation of a GenBank genome assembly. NCBI's taxonomy places the organism in Eukaryota, Metazoa, Nematoda, Chromadorea, Rhabditida, Strongylidae.
AUGAAAUCUAGAGAAGGCACACCUAAGCGAAGCUUGAAAGAAAAAGAAGGAUCACCUUCAAAGAAGUCGAUGAGGUCCCGAACAUCGACUCCUGUGCAGGAAUCCGCAAAUACACUUUCAACAGCAGAGGAACCCGUCUCAGAUUCAAGACGUUCAAGUAAGAAUAUUAGCAAAAUGGAAGUUGAUUCAGCCACUGCGAAGCGGAAGCCAGAAGGUCUUCCUGUCCCACCUUCGCAGACGGAAGAAAAGAAGAUGCGAACAUCAUCACCAGCUCCUCCCGAGACACCCAAACAGCAGCAGCAGCAGCAGAACCAAACAAAAAGGGAAACGUUCAAGCGUCCACCUAUUGUCUUGGAAGCCAGCAGGUCCCAACAUAGCGAAUUGCUUGUCGCGACACUAACGCAUGGAUCGGUCGGCGCUCAAGGGGUAGAACAAGUCGGCGCCUUGCAGUGUAGCAUAUGUGCUUGCGGAAGUCUCUAA